AUGUAUCUGUCUAGAUUGCUCGCGUUAUUCCUGGUCGGAUUUCUCAUCUACCGGUCAAUCAAAGCCAGAGUUCGCAAGCGUCAAAUCAGACAGAAAGAGGCUCAGCUAGGAUGUCUACCGCCGCCGGUCUUCAAAUUGACCAAUGGCCUGGGUCUGCCUAUAAAGAAGGAAUCUAUACAGGCAACAAACGAAGAUCGGAACCCACAGUACAUCAUGGAAGCAAUGGACAGCAUCUCUCCCGACUGCCAUACCGUCCGCGUACCCAUAUUUGACUACGAAAUCUUCGUCACACGCGAUCCAGAAAACAUGAGAGCCAUCUUUUCCACGCAAGCCAAAGACUUUGACAUCUCCUACUUCCGUCAAUUGAGCUGGUUACCAAUGAUAGGCAAGGGCAUCUUUACCACUCGCGGAUGGGACUGGAAACAUUCCCGCUCACGUCUCCGGCCACAAUUCGCGCGAGACAUUGUGUCAGACGUGGAUCGAGAACAGAGACAUGUGAUGGCCUUGAUGAAGAGAUUACCCAGUGACGCAAUGAGCAAGUGGACCGAAAAAGUAGAUUUACAACCACUCUUCUUCAAUUUCACUCUCGACACUGCCUCGGAGUUCUUAUAUGGUCUAUCCGUUCAUUCGCAGCAGGGUACCAAAGAAGGCAUUGAAAUGGCUGCGCAUUUUCACAAUGCUAAAAUGGCUGUCCAUAGGCGCAUUGAGCUUGACAAAUUCUACUGGUUGAUCAACACGAGCAAGUUCCGUAAGGCAUGCAAUAGUCUCCAUAAAUGGGUUGACGGGAUUGUGGCGGCGAGACUUGCUCAACUCAAACAGCAGCAAGAGAAAAGUGGUUAUGGUGACGAUGAGCCCAAACAGCAACGAUUUGUAUUGCUUGAUGAACUGGCCAAGUACACUCAGGACUUGAAUGAACUCCGCGGUGAGACUCUGAAUGUCCUCGUCGCCGGUCGUGAUACCACCGGAUCUCUUCUAGGCUGGGUAUUCUACUUCCUUGUUCGUCAUCCGGAGGUUUAUGCCAAGUUGCGAGAGAUAGUCAUUGAUACCUUUGGUUCCCAUCCAACCCGUACAAAGAUUGAUUUCAACAUCUUACGCAACUGUGCAUACUUGCAACAUGUCAUGAAGGAAGCUUUACGCAUCGCAACGGUCAUCCCCAUGAAUGAAAGAGUGGCGUUGCGAGAUACAACUCUUCCCGUUGGCGGGGGUGAGGAUCGAAUGGGGAAAGUGUUCAUUCCUGCUGGUACGCAGAUCCUGAUCCCUACGUAUGCGAUGCAGCACCGACGUGACCUUUGGGGUCCGGAUGUGGAGGAAUUCAAGCCUGAGAGGUGGGAGUCGAAGAAACAGCCUGGAUGGGAAUUUAUUCCUUUCGGUGCAGGUGAUAGGAAAUGCUUAGGUCAACAAUUCGCUUUCACUGAGACAGGCUAUGUCAUUGUCCGUUUCUGUCAACGUUUCGACAGGAUGGAGAAUAUGGAAGAAGGUGAUGGUCGGAUUCGGCUUCAUCAUGCGAUCGAGAAUAGAAGCGGAACAGGUGUGCAGGCCAGGUUGCAUGAAGCGGAUUACGAGUAA
Molecule: messenger RNA, 1566 nt
Organism: Talaromyces stipitatus ATCC 10500
Lineage: Eukaryota; Fungi; Ascomycota; Eurotiomycetes; Eurotiales; Trichocomaceae
Product: cytochrome P450, putative
Exons: 3
Coding region: 1-1566 (521 amino acids)
Molecular function (GO): iron ion binding; monooxygenase activity; heme binding
Source: RefSeq, a predicted model, not a curated record